Serinus canaria (Common canary) is the source of this 1995-nucleotide messenger RNA. It is a transcript of the gene CCDC15, whose product is annotated as coiled-coil domain containing 15. The record is from RefSeq and is a predicted model, not a curated record. The transcript has 11 exons. The coding region runs from base 17 to 1735 and encodes 572 amino acids. Lineage: Eukaryota; Metazoa; Chordata; Aves; Passeriformes; Fringillidae. Gene Ontology annotation, cellular component: centrosome.
UUGAGGCGGGGUGGGGAUGGGCGUGACCGAGAUGUCUGGGGGCGUGGUCGUGACUCCUGGGGGCGUGCCCGAGGCGAGAUCGGGGCGUGACCGGGACUUCUGGGGGCGUGACCAGGAUGCAAGCUGGGCGUGUCCGGGACUGCCGGGGCGUGGCCAGGGCGUGACCGGGAUUCCUUUGGGCGUGGUCGGGACUCUCUGGGGCGUGGCCUUGCGGCGGAAAUGGCGCCAGGAUUCAAAGCUCCGGUGGCGGCGGAAGUGGCGGUUGGUGCGGCCUGAGGGGCUCCGGCGGGCUCGGGGCGGGGGAUUGAGGGGAGUGAAGGGCCGGGCCCGCGGCGGUGCCGGGAUGGUGCUGCCCUCGAAGGAGCCGCGCCGGGGGCCCGGGCAGCCCACGGGGAGGCCGCAGUGCCGGGUGCUGGCCGAGAGGAACCAGAGCGGGGCUGCCGUGGGCGUCUGGGUGGAGAGCGCGCCCGGGCAGCAGAGCCCGGCCUUUGCUUCAGCAUCCCGGGUGGAGGAGGAGCUGAAGGAGCAGCAGCGGAAGAAGGCAGCCAGCCUGAGGAGAUUCCAGGGCGAGGUGAGGCAGCGGGUGAACCGGCAGGCCAGGCUGCGCCGCAGGCUGGAGCUGCAGAAGGCCUAUGAAGCAGCGGAGAGGGAGAGCUGUGCUGCUGUGCAGUACUCGACCCCCUGGAAGAACACGUGCCUGUUCCAGAGCUUCCCUGCUCCCAUCAUCCGUGCACCCAGUGCUGGCUCUGGCCCAGUCCAGCCAGAAGAGGAGCAUGGGGAGCCUUUCCAGCAGCAAGCUGCCGAGCUCAGCAGGGCUGUGCAGCAGGUGCGGCGCAGGCUGGCCUCCCGCAGGAUCCUGUCCCGCGUGUCCCCCGGUGCCUGGAGGCAGGAGGAACCAGACCCUUGCCCAGCAGCUGAGGUGCCCAUGGAGGAGAGUGAGGAGCUGCUGCUGGCAGGACACCACGAUCUGCCUGCUGAGCUGCUGGAGCAGGGCACAGCUGCACAUGACACUGGGCAGGAUGAUGGCUUCUACCUCAAAAUUGAGUUUGAAAAAGUCUGUGGUGGGUUGAAGGACUCGAGCCUGCCUGGGCCCCCUGGGAGGCCACACAGUGAAUGCCAACCUCCCCUCAAACUCUGGGCUGGUGUUGACCAAGAGGAAGCCAGGAAGCAGCGGCAGAGCGAGUUCCUGCGGCGCCGGCGCCUCUGCAUGGCCCUGGAGCGGGAGCGAGCGCGGCAGCACCAGCGGCAGCAGGAGAGGCAGCAGAGAGUUGCCCAGAUUAAGAGGCAGAAGGAGAAUCAGCGCCGGGCAGAGGAGCAGAGGAUGAGAGACAUGGCUGAGCAGAGAGAGCCCUCCCCAGGAGAGGGAACCUGGGAAGCCCUGGCCCAGCUCCAGCUGGAGGAGAAGAGAGUGAGGGACAAACAGCAGCGGGAUAAGGAGCACAUGAGGUAUGUUGAAGCUCUGAGAGCCCAGAUGAGGGAGAAAGUCAAACUCUGCAAAAUUGACUUGCCCCCACUGUGUUCCUGUGGGUCUGAUUUCUGGGAUUCCCACCCGGAUACCUGUGCCAAUAACUGCAUCUUCUACAAAAAUCACAAAGCCUACAGCCAGGCGCUGCACUCGGUGAUCUCCUCCUGUGCCCAUGCAGCCGCGCACUCUCUGCAGGACUUGGCUGCUCCCUCUGCUCGCUCGGGGAAGCGUCUGGGACCGAGGAGCUCCGUGUGCCAGCAGCUGGGGUGAGCAGGGAGUGGGGCUGUGCCGUGUCCUGCCUGCCCCUCCAUGCCAGCUGCCAGGACGGCAUCACCUUUGCCCUCCUGGAUUGUGCUGUGCCUCUCCCACUGUGCCCCAGGGGUGCAGCUGGCCGGGGCGAUGGUCGAGGUGAAGGAAGCAAUUGCUCUCUGGGGUUGGUUUAUGGCAGGCACGUGCAUUCCACUAGCUGACUAUUGACAACAUAUCCUUAUUGACUGAUCAUUAUUGUGGAAUAAACUGCUUUUAAAGAU